Molecule: messenger RNA, 2994 nt
Organism: Penicillium paradoxum
Lineage: Eukaryota; Fungi; Ascomycota; Eurotiomycetes; Eurotiales; Aspergillaceae
Product: argonaute family protein
Exons: 3
Coding region: 1-2994 (997 amino acids)
Molecular function (GO): protein binding; RNA binding
Source: RefSeq, a predicted model, not a curated record
AUGACCGGACGUGCACACGGUAACUUGCCCAUUCGAGGCGGCCGUGGCGGUGGCGAUCGUAGUGCCCCUAGGGGCGGUGGUGAUCGCGGAGGUCCCCGAGGCCGUGGUGGUGAACGGGGCUCUGGGGCAGGCCAUCAAAGCCGAGGCCCAUCAGGAGAGCGUGGUGGCCGCGGUGGACGUGGUGGUUAUGAAGGACCGGUCAAGAUGCUCACGGACCCCAUUGAGCCCCCCAACCGCAAUGUCCACAACUUUGAAGACAGAUAUGUUGCUGAGACUGCAAAGCUUCGUCCUGAACCCGAAGGGUUGGCACGACGCCCUGGCUAUGGCACCUCUGGCCGCGCUAUCGUAGUUCGGACAAAUUUCCUUCCUCUGGACUUCAAGCCCGGUGUGAAAUUCCAUUCCUAUCGGCUCAAGCUCGAUCCCGAAAAUGCCAAAAGGGGACAGCAGAGGUUCAUUAUGGAGACCAUGCUCCGGAGGUACUCUGGCUUCAAUAACAUCGGUGUCGCCACCGAUGGAGCCACGGAGAUUGUCACGACUGAGCUACUUCCCGAAAUGAAACACCCAUUCACUUGCACCAUGGAGGAUGGAAACGGAAACGGAAAGGACAGUGGUCGAAAGUCUCACGCUUAUAUUGGGCCCUGGAAGGUGACCCUGAAGCAUGAAAGCUCCUACUCCCCAGAACAAAUGAUUACAACUCUCCGUGACUCCGGACACAGGAAAGAACUUGAUAAUGAAGCGCCCUGUCUUCGUGUUCUCAAUAUUCUCAUGAGUGCUUAUGGCUUCAAGGAUCCCGGUAUCAACAUCAUCGGCAAGGGCCGCAACAAAUUCUUCCGCAUGGACCGCCGAAAGCAGUCGAUCGAUAUGAGAGGUGGCGUUGAAGCCGUCCGUGGUUACUACUCAAGUGUCCGACUUGGUGCUGGACGAAUCAUGCUCAAUUUGAACGUCAGCCAUGGUGCAUUCUACCGUCCUGGUCGUAUGUCAAAUUUGGCCCAGGAAUUUGUCGAGCUGUUUGAUCAAGACCGGGAGCUUCUGCACAGAUAUGUGAAGGGCCUUAAAGUCUAUGCGACACACCUGCAACAGCGAGAGAAUGGAGCCGGGAUUAUGGAAUACCCUGUCAAGUCCAUCCUUGGGCUUGCCACCCCUAGGGAUGGACGUAGUCAAAAGACCGAUCAAAAGCCCGACCAAAAGCCAGACCCCAAGUUUGCCCACCCCCCACAAGUUCCUCGUGUUGGUUCCUGUGCCGAUAACGUGAAGUUCUGGAUGGAGAGAGAUGGAAAGGCAGGUUACAUCAGUGUCGCCGAUUAUUUCAAAAGGGACUACAACAUCAAACUCAAGCAUGCCAAUGAUAUGCCGGUUGUGAAUGUUGGAACCCGUGAGCGUCCAGUUUACCUUCCUAUGGAGCUUUUGGAGAUCAUUCGUGGCCAGGGGUUCGGCGGAGAGCCGUCCAGCACCCAGCGCCAGAAUAUGAUUAAAUUCAGUUGUCGUCGACCACCCCAGAAUUAUGAGUCUAUUAUCACUGAAGGAUUGGACAUCAUGGGAAUCACUAGUGGAGAUACAAAAGCGGUAGGAAUCAGAUCCGGUCAGGAGAUGAUCACUGUGCAUGCACGGAUCUUGAAUCCCCCAAACCUGACCUACGCUGGCAAGAAAAAUACUCCUAAGUUUGGCGCCUGGAAUCUAAUCCAAACCAAAUUCUCUCACUGCGCCACCAUCAAAACGUGGACUUGUCUUUGGGUUCGCAAGCGCGGUGCUCGAGAAUGGUUCUCACAGCCUGAUGCCAAAAUAGAUGCUUUCUACAAGAAGUUGCGAGACCAUGGUCUGACACUCCCACCCCCACAAAAGCCCUUCCGCCAGGUCACUCUUGGUUCUACCGCCGACGGAGGCGAUCAGAAGAAUAGAGAGCUGCUUGCGAAUGCAUUCGAAGAGCUCAAGUCCGCUUACUCCCUCGUUGUCGUAUUGCUUCCUAACACGGACGGUAAAAACUUCGACUACAUCAAAUAUCUCGGAGACAUCAAGCAUGGAGUCCUUACACAUUGUAUGCAAGCUGAAAAAUUCAAGGACGACAGAGUUAGUGAGCAGUAUUUGAGCAACAAUGCCAUGAAGGUAAACCUCAAGAUGGGAGGAUGCAAUCAACUCCUAGACUCCUCAGGUGCACGCUUCAUUGGUGCGGGAAAGACUACCAUGGUCGUCGGCUUGGACGUCACCCAUCCGUCGAGCACAGAUCCUGAAGCCUUCCCCAGUGUUGCUGCCAUCGUUGCUUCCGUGGAUCAUCGCAUGGGACAAUGGCCUGGUGAAAUUCGAUCCCAGACACGCCGCCAAGAACAUGUGGAAUACCUCACAGAAAUGAUGUGCGGUCGACUAAGAUUGUGGCAAAAGCACAACAACGGUCAGUUGCCCCAAAAUAUCCUUAUCUACCGUGACGGUGUUAGUGAAGGCCAGUUCACUAUGGUUCGCGCAGAAGAACUCCCAAAGGUUCGUAACGCUGCUAAAGCAACAUACCGUGGAACCAUGCCCAAUAUCACCAUCGUAGUCUGCGGCAAGCGUCACAAUGUACGCUUCUACCCAACCACUGCCAAGGACCAAGAUAGAACAGCUAACCCAAUCAACGGAUGUGUUGUCGACCGUGGAGUCACCCGCCCAAUCUUCUGGGAUUUCUACCUCCAAGCGCAAGCUCCGCUUCAAGGUUCUGCCCGGCCUGCUCAUUACAUCGUCAUUCACGACGAGAUCUUCACUAACUCCAAGGCCAACCCGGAUCGCAAGCCGGCUGACAUUCUGCAAGAAAUCACUCACAACAUCUGUUACAUGAUGGGGCGCGCUACUCGCUCAAUCAGCUACAGCACGCCUGCCUUCCUGGCUGACAAGUUCUGUGAUCGUGCCCGCAAGUACCUGUUAGCUUACUACCAUGAGAAUAUGGCCACUAUCUUGAGCACGAACACAAUGCCUGACAAUGUCGUGACUAUGGCAGACGCCUGCCACAACAGCAUGGUCUACAUUUAG